Molecule: messenger RNA, 1150 nt
Organism: Eublepharis macularius
Lineage: Eukaryota; Metazoa; Chordata; Lepidosauria; Squamata; Eublepharidae
Product: aurora kinase A and ninein-interacting protein-like
Exons: 4
Coding region: 74-1150 (358 amino acids)
Biological process (GO): spindle organization
Cellular component (GO): centrosome; spindle pole
Source: RefSeq, a predicted model, not a curated record
CUGGAAAGUUUCUCCCAGUUGCACGGAGUGGCUGUUUGCAAGCUACAGAAAGUCCCUCGUCAUUUGAACACAGAUGAAACGGAAGGGCAGAAGCCCCACGGAGCAGCAGCAUGAGGCUUGUGAUAUUUGGCUGGAUCCUUCGGCCUUCAAAAAACGUAAAAUGCAGACUCUAAUAGCUAAGUCUGCAUUAAGGGUGAAAAACAGGCCCUUGCUGUACCCUGGUUCAGAAAAAGUGCCGCUUCCCUUCACCAAGCAAACUACCAUCUCCACCUUCUUCAGGAGUCAGUCAUCAGAUGAAAAGAAAACCAACACAAACAGAGGGCUGUUGAGUAUCGCAUCGAAAAGUGACUGCAGUCUGCAAAGAUGUGAAUCACUUGAAGGGGAGAGAAGCCAGUUGGCAGCCUCGUUGUUUCCACCAAUUCAGGAAUUCAAACUCAUCCAGCAUUAUACCCAUCAGACCUCUGCUCAGAGUGACAGCAGAUCGAUGGCUCUGGCUAAGGAAAAAUCUACUGCAGAUGACAAUUUAGACUCCACCCAGCGCCCAGAAGCAAAUGGGGUGACUGAGCAUACUGCUGUUGCCAGUUCACCUUUGAGAGGGAAAAAUGGAGGCCAGAGAACAUUCAACACCCCUUAUUCUCUAACUAACCAAAACCGGAAGGCUCUGAGAAGAAAUGGAAACUGUUCUUCCCACAGCAAGAACCACUUGAGUGAUUCCUCAGAUUCUGAGAACAUUGAUUCUCGGUCAGAUAGAUGUGGCACAGCCAUGAAGUGGAAAGGCUUUAACCAAAACGGAACAGGGAUUCUCUCAGAAAUAGCCCUUUGCAGUUCUGAUAAAGGGUCCAAGAAUAGCCAGCUAGGAUGUGCCACCUCUUUGUUCAGUCAAGACUCUGAGGGCCACAGAGUAAUUUCUCACCGCUUUUCUGGAGAGCAAAGAAAACUUUGUUUGCCAAAACAGCCUCUGCAGGACAAAAGCAACCAAGGAGCCAGCCCAGCCUAUAGAGACUGCUUUGGGGCUUGUUUUCCUGCACAGAGUGGGCUCCAGCUAGCUGCAGGCAUGAACUUGCCUGCUCAAGCAGAGAAUAGACUGAAGUCAUGUUAUGACUUGCUAUUCACAGAGGAUUCAGAAGGCAAUAGAGUCAUUAAGCACUGA